Molecule: messenger RNA, 683 nt
Organism: Symbiodinium sp. CCMP2456
Lineage: Eukaryota; Dinophyceae; Suessiales; Symbiodiniaceae
Source: the annotation of a GenBank genome assembly
AUGGCACGCCCUGCUCCAGAGGUGACGGUGAGUUCGCGAACGUUGGGCGGGCGGGAGGUGUGCUUUCAGAUCGGGGUUGAGGAGCCGGUGCUGAGCGUGAAGAGGCGUGUGGCCAGUGAGCUGCGGGUGCCAGAUUUCACCAUACAGUUGGUGCAGCAGGGUGUGACUUUAAAGAACGAGACCACGCUGCUCAAGGAUCUUUUAAGAGACGACGUUACGGACCCUUCCCUCGACUUGGUCAUCGUCCGAAUUCCAGGGCAGUUGCUGGACUACCGCCAACUGUUGAGCAAGUUCGUCCGCGCCGCAGACGACAGUCGUUUCGAAGAGGCGCGACAGCUGCUCGACGAGGGCGCCGGUUUCGAUGCCGAGGGAAACCUGCUGUUGGCAGACUUCGGGAGCAAUGUGCUUCAUGUUGCCGUGCGAGGGAGGCUCAACGAUCUCGCGCUGCAUUUGAUCAGCCAGGGUGUGGACCUGGAUUUUCGCAACGAGAUGGGUCGAACCCCCCUCGUACAGGCUUGCAUCAAGAACACGCCGGAAGUCAUCACAGCGUUGUUGGCCGCGCGGGCUGACGUCAACAAGAAGGAUUCGCACAGCCGAUCGGCAGUUUACUAUGCUGCCAUGAAGGAGAACGCGUCUAUGGUGCAGCAACUUAUUGAGGCCGGUGCAGACCCCGGAGAACUGGA